AUGAAAAGAGUGUACGAAAGUGGCUCCCAAAAAAGAAAAAGAAAGCAAGAAUUGGAAGAAGCUCAAAAGAAAUUAACAAAAAUUACAAAUUUUAUAAGUGCGAAGGAAAAAUCACAGGAAAUUGAAAACUCAAAUUCACAGGAUCCUACAUUUGAAGACGCUGAUUCAAAUUCAGAGAAAGCUGUAUCUACAAAUGAGAAAAAUCAAAUAAAUAAUGACAUGCCCAAUACCAAUAUUUCUUCAAAAUCGCUGCAAAAUAUUCAGUGUUCUGAUGUUGGUCUUUGGAGUCAUUUAUCUAAAACGGAUGUUGAUUACUGGAUUAAGAAGGGACCUUUAGACUGUCAACAUCGCAAUGGACCAUUUGAUAAAUCAAAGAGAGAAUUCACAAAUGCUUCUCGAUAUUGCUCUAAAAAUAUUUUUCAUGGAACAAAAAUUAACGGAGAAAAGUAUGAUAGAGAUUGGUUAGUUUACUCUCCUGCAACGGGAUGUGUUUAUUGUUUUGUAUGUAAAAUAUUUUCUGCAUCGUCAACAUCUCUUGCAAACGAAGGAUUUAGUGACUGGCGUAAUCUAAUUUCUAUUCAACAACACGAAAAUUCUGAAGACCACAGAAAUGCUUUAUUUUCAUUUUUAACGAGGAGACGUGAAUCGAAUUUGGAUUUGCAACUUGACAUGCAAGUUACUCAAGAAAAAGAAUAUUGGAAACAAGUUUUACGCCGAGUAAUAGACGUCAUUAGUACUCUAGCAGAACGCGGCUUAGCUUUCCGAGGAAGUGAAGAAAAAUUCGGCUCAUCAAAUAAUGGCAAUUAUUUAGGAAUCCUGGAACUGAUUUCAAGAUAUGAUCCAUUUCUUGCGACUCAUAUUGGACAAUACGGUAAUAGCGGUUCUGGAAAAUCGUCCUAUUUAUCAAAAACAAUAUGUGAUGAACUCAUCCAUUUGAUGGCCUUAAAAAUCAGAGAAUCAAUUUUACAAGAUAUAAAAACUGCAGGAUAUUUUAGUAUAUCUGUUGAUUCGACGCCAGAUUUAUCACAUAUUGAUCAAUUGGCUGUAAUUAUUCGAUAUGUCUCACCGGAUAAUGGAUUACCUAUUGAAAGAUUUCUAACAUAUCUUGACAUAAAAAGUCAUACUGGCGAAAAUUUAGCAAAGGUUGUCUUAACAUAUUUAAAAGAUGAAUGCCAAAUUAAUUUUAGUAAUUGUAGAGGUCAAUCUUAUGACAACGCUGCUAACAUGUCCGGAGUAUAUAAGGGAAUGCAAGCUAAAAUUCGAGAGGAAAAUGAAUACGCUAUAUACAUUCCAUGUGCUGGCCACUCAUUAAAUCUCGUUGGACGCUCUGCAGUUGAUUCGUGUCUUGAAGCUGUUCGAUUUUUUUCUACCAUUCAAGGGUUGUACGUAUUUUUCUCAGCAUCGCCGAAGCGUUGGUCCAUCUUGAAUGAAUAUUCGCAGCAAAAUAAAUCCUUUUUACAACUUAAACGACUUUCUGAUACAAGGUGGAAUGCUCAUGCACAAGCUACUUCAGCUGUAGCUAGAGGUUACAAUGAAAUAAUUGCUGCUCUUUACCACAUUGCUGAAGAUGGAAAUGAAAGCGGGGAAUAUCGAAAUGAGGCUUCUGCUCUGAUUAACAUAAUGGAGGAGCUCGAAUUCGUCUUUAUGUUAGAAUUUUGGGAAAAAAUAUUAAAUGAGUUCGACAAAACAUCUAAAGCUCUCCAAAAUGCAGAAAUAACAAUAAGCACAACUGCAAAACUUUACUUUGCACUGUCUCAGUAUGUGCAAAACGUUCAGCAAGAUUUUGAUGAGAUCGAGUCUCAGGCAAAAGGAAAACUUCCUGAUAUUGAUUAUAAAUCUGCGAGAAAACGAAAGAUAAAAAGAAGGAAGCAAGUUAAUGAUGGUAAUGCCCCUGAUGCUGCGGAAAAUUUAUCUCCUAGGGAUAAAUUUAAAAUGCAAUCUUUUAUUCCAAUGAUUGAUGCACUGAAAAGAAAUUUGGAAGAGAGAGCGCUUGACUGUCUGGAAAAAUCUCUAACAAAUAAGAGAUCAAUUGGCACUUCCCCAAUUAAAAAUCCCAUUAAUUUGGUGUUUGGGACAAUUGCCAAUAAUCCUGCUAUUGUGAUUGGAGAGGUUGCUGAAGACCCUGAAGUGUCUCUUGCUAAUCAAAGUUCUGACACUGAAGUGUUACAACCAUAUCAGGCUAGUACAGACUUAUCUGCAAGAUUAGCUAGGAAAUCCAAAUAUGUCAAAGAGAGAAUUAGAGCAGAUGAUACAGAAGAUAGUGAUGGAAAAGAUAUAUCUGAUACAGAAAUGGCUCAGUCCUUAAUUCCUGAAACCAUUCCAACAGCUUUGCUUGAUAGUUCUCAUGUUCAGUCCAAGGGAGCAAUCCCUAAGACUAUAUUAACUCCUAAGGAACCAAUAAAAUCAAGAGUAUCAUCUAGAGUCCCCACUUACAAGCAAAUUGUUUCUGGUGUGGAGAAUGAUAAUGUUGAUUCUCCUGCAGGGAUGGGAAUGGGAAGAGGAGGAAGAAUUGGUGGUGGUAGUGACAUACUGGCAGGAGCUCAAUCAAGUGGUGGUAGAGGAAAGAGUGGUGGUAGUAGAGGUGGUACUGGAGGUGGUAGCUCAGGAGGAGAAGGUGGAGGUGGAGGAAGAGGUGGUCCAGAAGGUGGUGGAGGUGGUGAUGGAAGAGGCCCUUUAUCUAAAGAAGAGGCCUAA
Molecule: messenger RNA, 2694 nt
Organism: Solenopsis invicta (red fire ant)
Lineage: Eukaryota; Metazoa; Arthropoda; Insecta; Hymenoptera; Formicidae
Product: zinc finger MYM-type protein 1-like
Exons: 4
Coding region: 1-2694 (897 amino acids)
Source: RefSeq, a predicted model, not a curated record